Strigops habroptila (Kakapo) is the source of this 3001-nucleotide messenger RNA. It is a transcript of the gene S100PBP, whose product is annotated as S100P binding protein. The transcript has 6 exons. The record is from RefSeq and is a predicted model, not a curated record. Lineage: Eukaryota; Metazoa; Chordata; Aves; Psittaciformes; Psittacidae. Bases 350 to 1990 code for a protein of 546 amino acids. Gene Ontology annotation, cellular component: nucleus; cytosol. Gene Ontology annotation, molecular function: calcium-dependent protein binding.
AAAGCAAAGCCCCAACGUAGGCUGCGUUUAGGUGACUUGGGAAGGUCACAGCAGUAGAAAAACCAGUUCCUUGCCUGUGAGCUGAGCAUGUAAACAUCCCCAAAUGUGAUUUUUGUAAGCCAGUUCCAGCUCAAAGGCUUAAAGCAUUUUGGUUCUUUUCAAGUCCGUAUCAGUUAGGAGCUAGAUUAUCAGCCUGCUGCACUCUGGGACCAAAUCCAGGUUGGAGCUGACUCCUGCUGAUUUCUGAAGGCUGAUCAAAGGGCACCAGGAUCCGAUGAACCUGAGAAUGAGCUGCUAGAGCUGUAAGCAGAAGGCACAGGGUCACUGAGACACAGGAAGCAGCAGCAACAUGGACAACCAUUCCCCUUAUUCUCCUCACCCCUCUGGCUUCUGUCUUUGUCAUGACUUUAAGCCCACUGUUGAUAGUACAGUUCCCAGAGCCAAAAGGCUGCUGGAUUCCUCAGAGCAGGUUCAGGCCCUGCGGUCAGCAAAGAAAGCCUGUGUGUUGGGUCAUGACUGUAGCACUCCAGACCCAGCAAGGAAACUGCUGCUCUGUUCCCCAGGCCCUGCCUGCUUUCAAGGAUCCCCUUGUUUUCUGGAUGAUGCUGACCAUGACAACCUUGUUGCCAGUUCUUCUGCAUCAAAAUAUGAUGAUGUGGCCAUUUCUGUAGACACCACCAGAUGUUUUGAUGAUAGUGAGCCAGAUGAUGCCUUGUUGGAACUGUCAGACAGUGAAGAAGGGAGUUCUCCUUUCAAUUUCACUGAGGAAGAGAUCCAGGAAAUCUUGGCAGACGAUUGUGUGGAAUGUGAGCAGCACCUAACUAGAAAGAGAGCUCUGAGCCAAAAUGUGAAUGGAGAGAGUGAAAAGGACGAGAGCAGCAGGUGCAUUGGGGCAUCAGCCACCACUGAAGGUGUGACCACAGAGGACCCAAAUGAACCUCUGUCCAGAGAGUGUUCUUCAGUCGGCUCUGAAGGUUAUCCCAGCCUUCUGAAUGAAAGUGCUGGUCUGGAUGAGAACCUCCUGCCAUCAGCCCAAGUAAUUCGCAUGCUCUUCGACCUGGACAUCCAGGAGCUUCUGAAUCUCAGCCCAAUCGAUGCUGAUGUGGGUGAGCUUCUGGAGGACAGUUCUUUGGAGGGAGCUGAAAGAGAAGCUUCAGAAGCGAUCAGCAAUGAUAAUACUGCUCAUAGCUGUGACCUUGAAGGUUCCUUGGAGGGGUUGGUGUCCAAUGGCUGGCAAAGCCUGAGGAAGACUCCUUUUACCAGCAGCCACGUGCCUGACUUCCGUGGUGAUGGUGUGGCAAGAUGUGUGCCCUCUGCCAACCACAAUCCAGCUGAGGAGGGUUCAGUACCUCUGGUGCUGAUGUGUUCCACACCAUCGUCUGGGUGCAAGAGCCAAGAACUUCCCAAAGCAACUAGGAGCUGUUUCUCAGGGAAAUUGGGCUUUCCAGAGGGUGAUGAGGGGGAUUCCACAGAAGCUGAACAGCCAUCAAACAGCAUGAAAUCAGGUGGAACAGCUGGAGGCCAGACUGAGCAGGAAGAGACAACCAGUGGGAAGAAGCCUGGCAAAGUUAUUCCUGUGCCACAAGAGGAGGAAGAAAGCCUGAAACAAUGGACAUGCAUUUUGGAAGCAGAGCUUGAGCAAAAGACACAUUUAUAUCCAGAGUGUGCACAUCCAUAUGAAGAAAGCUGCAGCUCCUGCACCAGUCUCAUCCAAGAGCCAUCAACUGCAGAGGGUGAAAGGAAGGUGUUUGUAAAGAGCAGAAAUGACCCAAGGUCCAACAAGAAACGUACCCAAAGGUACAGCCUUGCGCAGUGGGUGAGCAAGAACUUGGCCAAACACCACUAUUUCCAGAGCAUUCCUGACCACUUCCAGUGUUGCCCUGUCACAGCCUUGUCAUGUUUGAUUUUGCUGCUGAGGGACUGUGCUGGUUCUUGUUGUACAUUUAGAGUUGUUGUCAAUGGUUCUGGCUUUGAAUGGUUUGUAUCUUGAUAAGUUGUUUUUUGAUCUGUUUCUAAUAAGGCCAAUGGAAGCUUCUAUGUUUUAGAAACAUUUGGAGCUGGGUUUGAAAUGCAAUUUAAAUGUGAUCUGGUUUGUGCAGGAAUUUGGCAUCAGUGGUGUUCUUUGAACUGAAAACAACCUCCUCACAGAGUAACAAAUGUAGUUGGUGUUCAAGACUGCACAGUGCAUGUGAGGAUGUAAGAUUUCAAUGAUGGCCACUGGAAAAUGUGCUUCAGAGGGGGAAGACUUCUUUAAAGCUUGGUCCCAAACCUUGGCAUUGAAUCUCCUACAGUGAUUUGGAUUCCUUUGGAUAACAUGAAAGUGUUUUAAACUGUAAAACCAGCCUGUAGCUGCUGUCCCCCUCCAUUUGACAGAGAUGUGGUAGUUUAUAGCUGUUGCUUUACGUGGUUUGGUUUUGUCUUAUCUUGUUCUGUUGUUCUUUCUGGUCCUGAAGUUUGCUUUGUUGUGAUUGGUUUUACUUGUUUCAUUUGUAACUUGUCUUGUAAAAAUAUUGCAGGAGAUUCUCCCUUUGGUUUAUUCAGUACCUGCUGGAUGGAGUUUCCUUUGGUUUAUUCAGUACCUGCUGGAUGGAGUUUCCUUUGGUUUAUUCUGUACCUGCUGGAUGGAGUGUCCUUUCCUGCUGUGUUAUUGUGAAGUUUUCCUCUUGCACUUCCUGCUUCCUGGAACUGCCCAGGACACUGUGACCUUGUGUUGUUUUAAGCUACACAGUCCAACAGCAACUUCUGGUCUCCAUGCUGCCUCCAUCUCCUUUCCUAACAGAGCAUAGGAACUCCAAAUUCUUUGGAGGAUUUAUUAAACAGAUACAGGUUUAUCUGCUCUUCCUGUACAGGCCUUAUAAACCUUUUAAGUGUUUAUAGGUGGAAUUCAGAGAGCAAACUAGGUUUAUUCAUAGAGGAAAUUGUGCUGUAUUUUUAUCAUAGUAAUUUUUUGGUGAUACUUUUGGCUAAUGUGAUUUUAAGGAAAUAAAAUGCAGGUCCAGUA